AUGAAACUGGUAGAAGCAGUGCUAGACUGGAGGCUAAAGUCAUUCAUCAGUCCUCCUGUCAAUGCUACCAAUAUCAUGAUUCUGGUGUGGCACUGGCCCUUUGGCUAUUCCACCCAACUAAACCCCAACAUCUGCAGCGAGACCUACAACAUUCCCAACUGCGUCCUCGUGAACAAUCACUCUUGGUUCCACAGGGCCGACUUUGUAGUCUUCCACAACCGGGAGCUGAUCACAGGCAGACGGAGGCUGCCGACAGAUCGCCCACGGCCCCACUAUCAGCAUUGGGUCUGGUUCUCGAUGGAGAGCCCUAAGAACAAUGGGAACUUGAGACCCUGCGGGUACUUCAACUACACCAUGUCCUACAACCGGGAUGCCAAUUUCUACAUACCAUAUGGAAGGCUUGUGCCAAAGAAUCCGGUGAAGGGUGUGACAGUUGAUGAUUUCAUACAAAAUAAGUCUUCACUGGCAUGUUGGGUUGUGAGCAACUUUUCACCCAGACAUAAUAGAACAUCUGUGUACAAUAAGCUUAAGAAAGUAAUUCAAGUGGAUGUAUACGUUUAAAAGCGUCUGAGUCAAAGCAGUCUGCUCCCCACAAUCUCCCGUUGCUACUUCUACCUGUCUUUUGAGAACUCUCAGUUCAAUGACUACAUCACUGAGAAGUUCUGGAGGAAUGCCCUGUCGGGUGGCACCGUGCCAGUGGUUUUUGGGGAGCCCAGGGCGCACUACGAGGCGGUAGCACCAAAAGGGUCUUUCAUCCACGCGGACGACUUCAGUUCUGUGGAGGAACUGGGAAAGUUCCUGAAGGACCUGGCCGAGGAUAAAGAACGCUACGCCUCAUACUUUACCUGGCACCUGAAUUACACCGUUUAG
This is a messenger RNA of Alosa sapidissima (American shad), 870 nucleotides long. RefSeq names its product alpha-(1,3)-fucosyltransferase 7-like. Gene Ontology annotation, molecular function: alpha-(1->3)-fucosyltransferase activity. Lineage: Eukaryota; Metazoa; Chordata; Actinopteri; Clupeiformes; Clupeidae. Gene Ontology annotation, cellular component: membrane. The record is from RefSeq and is a predicted model, not a curated record.